AGUAAGAGUAACGAAGUUUCCUCUAUCGUUACUUACAAAUGAUUUAUCAAACUAGGUUCGGCGAAGGAGAAGUGUAACCAGAUCAGCGAAGAUCAGUGAAGAGAAGAUUUUUUUUUUUUGUUUCAGAGUUGUCAGAGUUUUCCAUAAUCCAAGGCUUCAGAUUUGAGAGGGAGCAGCGAUAGUCAUGAACCACGAUUGGAGCAUGGUGGAAGUUUGCCGAGGCUGAGAGAAACGAAGACUGGCGAUUCUGUACCUGAUAAGGAGAUCAAUCUCUUUGAUCAAAGUUUCAGUAGAUUUUAAAUCUCCUUCAUCGACUCGUCGUUUCCGUCAUCGAGCCGUUUUAGCCAUCACCGGUGUGUCUCGAUCACCGAACGUCGUUUUCAGAGAUCAACAACUACAAUUGCAUCAAACCUCUCAGUGUCUGAAUUGAACAAUAUAAAUCAAUCGAGAGACGGUGAGACGCGAAUCCCAAGUUUCGAUAUGAGUACAGGUGGAGCAUUUGGAGGAAACAGAGGAUUAAGACCGAUACCACCAGAAAAGGGCAUUUUUCCUUUGGAUCACUUACAUGAAUGUGAUGCGGAGAAGAAAGAAUAUCUUGGCUGUCUCAAGUCUUCAGCUCACAAAUCUGAGCAAUGUAGACAUUUAUCCAAGAAAUAUCUCCAGUGUCGAAUGGCCAAGAACUUGAUGGCAAAGCAGGAUAUGUCUGAACUUGGAUUUAGUGGUGUUAAAGAAUUGGAUUCCGCUGGCGAAAAGAAUAAAGAGAGUAUCGGACAUUGAAGGUGGACACGCUUAACUUUGAGCCUCUUUUCGUAGAAUAUUGAUUAACAUUUGAUUCACUUGAGAUAGCAUUUGUCAGAAAAGUUUUUCUUCUAAUCCAACUACUCACAAACUCAAACUCUAUAUGCUUCAAAUCGUUAUAUAUGUAUUCCUGUGUAAAUUACAGCAUUAAACAAUUAAAGCAUCAUAUCUUCUUCUA
Messenger RNA from Eutrema salsugineum, 976 nucleotides. RefSeq names its product cytochrome c oxidase assembly protein COX19. Lineage: Eukaryota; Viridiplantae; Streptophyta; Magnoliopsida; Brassicales; Brassicaceae. The transcript has 5 exons. The record is from RefSeq and is a predicted model, not a curated record. The coding region runs from base 481 to 777 and encodes 98 amino acids.